AUGUCUGGCAGAGCAUUACUCGCCGACAUCAAGGUUCCCACGAUGACGCGGAAGGUGAUGGAGGUCACGGUGCGGCCCGAGAAGAAGAAGCCCCAGCGAGGAGGUGGCGGGGGCCAUCGCUUCACGCGGCACGGCGGGCGCAGGGGACUCAGCCUGGACUAUGAUGAGGAGGACUUUGAGGCCGAUUUCAAGAAGUUCUUGGCCGACUCCAGGGACUAUGACUUCGAGCUCGGGUGUGGUGGGGUGGCCGAGAAGGAUGAUGACUAUGAGGAAGUCGAGAUCAAGCCCUUUGCCGCCAUCAAGAGGUCCCUCUCCGAAGAUGACUUAAGCACCAUGCCUACUGCUGGUUUUGAUGGUCCUGGAGAAAGGUCAGCAAAAAGGAAGAGAAAGAACCAACUCAAGGGUAUUCGUCAGUGCCCCUUGGGUAAGUGGGCUGCUGAAAUCAAAGAUCCUAGCAAGGGUGUCUGUGUCUGGCUCGGUACUUUCAACAGUGCUAAAGAAGCCGCAAGAGCUUAUGAUGCCGAAGCACGCCGAAUCUAUGGUAAGAAGGCCAAGGUUAACUUUCCAGAGGAACCAACAGGAUAUGUCGACUUUGCAUCAAUCCAGCCACUUGUUCCUGCAAUAAACUUUGCCGCCCCUGUUGAAGCUCCUAUUAUGGAUAUGUACUCUGACCAGGGAAGCAACUCUUUUGGCUGCUCUGACUUGGGCUGGGAGUAUGAGACCAAGAGUCUAGAUAUAUCAUCCAUUUGUACCAUUGCCGAAGGAGCAGAAUCUGCGCUUGUUGAGAAUAACACCUACAACUCACUGGUGCCUCCUGUUAUGGAGAAUAAUGCUGCCAGUUCUGAAUCUUGGAUGAGAUAUCUUAUGGAUGAUGAUGUGGAUGAGCUGAUUGAUGGCCUAGUGAAUUUUUAUGAUCAUCAAGAUGUCGUUGGCAACAUGGACCUUUGGAGGUUCGAUGACAUGCCCGUCUUUGGAGACUUUGUCUGA
Triticum turgidum subsp. durum (durum wheat) is the source of this 987-nucleotide messenger RNA. The record is from the annotation of a GenBank genome assembly. Lineage: Eukaryota; Viridiplantae; Streptophyta; Magnoliopsida; Poales; Poaceae.